CAAGGUCCUUGUCCCCUCCAAGCGCUUCUGGUCCAAACUGGCUCCUAGUCAGGCCUACUGGAACCGCCAGCAACAGAGACUGGACCUCCAACACAACCCCAUCCUCGCCUCCUCCAACAGUAACAACACUAGCGAUGAGUUUGUCAGACCUGUCCCUGAUUGGCUCAACGACACGGGACUGAACCCUGACCCCUGCCAACCGGACUACAGAGUCACCACUGACGUGAAAGACUACAAUUCCCUACCUCCCCGUUUUAAAGACUUCCUGCUCUACAUGCGCUGUCGGUCGUACCCUCUAGUGGUGGACCAGCCUCACAUCUGCCARAAGACCCGGAGAGGGGAGUCGCCCUUCCUCCUACUGGCCGUYAAAUCCCUUACUCCGCACUUUGACCGCCGCCAGGCCAUCCGCCAGUCGUGGGGKCRAGCCGGCGUCCUCGCCAACCGGACGGUUGUCACGGUGUUCCUGCUCGGCAACACCACGGCCGUGGACCACCACCCAGAUCUGUCGGCGAUGCUGCGCUAUGAGAACGCUCAUACACAGGGAUGUGUCUGAGGAAACUGGGGCUGGGGCCGGAGAAACAUAAAGGCUUUAAGACGUUUGACAUUGAGGAGAAGUACAGGAGGAACCCGUGUGCCUAUAARGGUCUGAUGCUGGUGCAUAGCCGGACACCGCAGGAGAUGAUCCAGAUCUGGGCCUGGCUCAAUGACCCCAACUUGACCUGUCAGUAACUACCCAGCCAGUGUCCAUUUUGACUUGAGCUACCAGAAACCGGGGACAACAGGUGUCUGUGGYCAUUUUUGAUUUGAGCUGUCAGUAACCAGGGAAGACAGGUGACUUAAACUGCCUGGACCAGACACCAUGACAGGCAGCCAUUUUGUUAUGUUGGUUGUUCUAGUAACACUGUGAGAGGUCAGUGGCCACUUGUGACACUUGGUAGGGUUGUUACAUUCUAAAGGUCAGCCACMAUUUGAGACUUUUUAUAUUUAUAUAUUUUUUGAGGGUAGGAUUAUUACUCUAGGAGGGUCAGUCGAACAUUGGCAGCUUUAUUGUUGUUAUUAUCAUGGUUGUUGAUGUUAACCAUCUUCAAAGUUGAAUSUUGGAUAAACAGUUCAGGUUUUGAAUCCCGAGAUAAAGAGGGCGUGAUUGUGAUGGCGGCACAACGGCAGACCAACGCGUCUCUGAGCUUUCUGAAGGGUCAAGACGGGGUUGUGAUGGUGAAGUGUGAUGGACCAUGAUUCCCCACUGUGUGUCUGACGGCACAAAGAGCCUGUACCUUGCCGUAUUAUGAGGAGUUGGAGACAGAGGUGGUGUGAAUGAGCAGCCUGAUCCCAGAUCUGUUUGGUGUGAAAAUGACCUUAAAGAGUUGGCAAGACUGGCACAAACUGAUCUGGAACCAGGCUAAUGGAUGAGUGCUCAGCUGGUCUGGGCCGUGCUAGAUAGAAAUGUCCACAAAGAUGUUUGGUCGUGCCACCAAACGAGUCCCUCUUGGAUGAUGUCACUUGGGAAAAUAAAUCCAAUAAAAAGAGCACAUGUUCAACUGAAAAA
Messenger RNA from Salvelinus sp. IW2-2015, 1546 nucleotides. Lineage: Eukaryota; Metazoa; Chordata; Actinopteri; Salmoniformes; Salmonidae. The record is from RefSeq and is a predicted model, not a curated record.